Anopheles cruzii is the source of this 2455-nucleotide messenger RNA. RefSeq names its product polypeptide N-acetylgalactosaminyltransferase 5 (gene Pgant5). The record is from RefSeq and is a predicted model, not a curated record. NCBI's taxonomy places the organism in Eukaryota, Metazoa, Arthropoda, Insecta, Diptera, Culicidae. Gene Ontology annotation, cellular component: Golgi apparatus. The transcript is spliced from 10 exons. The coding region runs from base 1 to 1938 and encodes 645 amino acids.
AUGUCCACAAUCAGUUUUAGCCGCAUGUUUCGCGGCAAGUUCCGCACCAACACGUGCCGGAUCGUGCUGCUGACUUCGCUCGUUUGGCUGCUGAUCGAUGUGGUGCUGAUCGUGAAGUACGCCGACUGUCCUAGCUCGGGCGGUGGUUCUAGCUGGCUGUGCAAACGCAGCGGCCCCGGAGAGUACGAUGUCGAGAUCCCUCGGGCAGAACAACAGCAACAUCAGCGGCGCGCGGUGGCCCCAGAAGACGACGAUCCGAUCGUUGGCCCCGAGGAGAUCGACACCAACUCGAACAACCUGGGCGAUGGCGCGCUGGACAGCGCAAUGCCUCGCACGUACCGGCCGCAGGAGCUGAAAAAGUGGCGUCCGGCGCCGACGGUCGGCGAAAAUUACGGUCGUCCCGGCGAAAUGGGUAAACCGGUGAAAAUUCCGUCCAGCCAGCAGGAGCUGAUGAAGGAAAAGUUCAAAGAGAAUCAAUUCAACCUGCUCGCCAGUGACAUGAUCUGGCUGAACCGAUCGCUCACCGACGUGCGGCACCACGACUGUAAAAAGAAACACUACUCGGCGAAAAUGCCGACUACCUCGAUAGUUAUCGUGUUCCACAAUGAGGCGUGGAGCACGCUGCUGCGUACGAUAUGGAGUGUGAUAAAUCGAUCACCGCGGCCGCUGCUGAAGGAGAUUAUCCUGGUGGACGACGCGAGCGAGCGGGAACAUUUGGGCCGCCAGCUCGAAGCCUACGUCAAAACGCUGCCCGUGUCGACGUUCGUUCUGCGCACUGGCAAGCGGUCCGGUUUGAUUCGGGCCCGGUUACUCGGUGCCAAACAUGUCAAGGGUCAAGUAAUUACAUUCCUGGAUGCGCACUGCGAGUGCACCGAGGGUUGGCUGGAGCCACUGUUGGCACGUAUCGUGCUGGAUCGCAAAACCGUCGUGUGUCCCAUCAUCGAUGUGAUAUCGGACGACACGUUUGAGUACGUCACGGCGUCCGACCAGACGUGGGGCGGUUUCAAUUGGAAGCUAAACUUCCGAUGGUACCGAGUGCCGGCUCGUGAGAUGCAACGGAGAAAUCACGAUCGCACGGCACCGCUCCGGACGCCAACCAUGGCCGGUGGGUUGUUUUCGAUCGAUCGGGACUACUUCUACGAGAUUGGCUCGUACGACGAGGGUAUGGACAUUUGGGGUGGCGAAAAUUUGGAGAUGUCGUUCCGGAUAUGGCAAUGUGGUGGCAUCCUAGAGAUUGCGCCCUGUUCGCACGUGGGCCACGUGUUCCGUGAUAAGUCUCCGUACACCUUCCCUGGUGGGGUGGCAAACAUUGUGCUGAAAAAUGCGGCCCGCGUGGCCGAAGUGUGGCUAGACGAUUGGAAAGAAUUUUACUAUCAGAUGAGCCCAGGCGCUCGCAAAGCCUCUGCUGGAGACGUCAGUGAACGACGGGCGCUUCGAGAACGGCUAAAAUGCAAAAGCUUCCGUUGGUAUUUGGAAAAUAUUUACCCCGAAAGCCAAAUGCCACUCGACUACUACUUCCUUGGGGAGAUUCGAAACGUUGAGUCGCAAAACUGUCUUGAUACGAUGGGACGGAAGGCGAACGAAAAGAUCGGUAGCAGUUACUGCCAUGGUCUAGGUGGAAAUCAGGUAUUUGCUUACACCAAGCGGCACCAAAUUAUGUCGGACGAUAACUGUCUCGACGCAUCGAACGCGCUAGGACCGGUGAACCUGGUCCGAUGCCAUGGUAUGGCCGGCAAUCAAGAGUGGAUAUACGAUGAAGAGGAAAAGACUAUCAAGCACGUUAACAGUGGCAACUGUUUAACACGACCAUCGCACGAGGACCCUUCGACGCCUCUGUUACGACCGUGUAGCACAUUCUCUCCCGGUCAACAGUGGCUGAUGCAGUCCAAGUUCAAGUGGCAAGCCCACCACGACAAUCACAUCGGUGAGGACAGAUAAGACGCACUGCUCGGUGCACGAUCUGCACACACUCGUGGACAGCCAAAGUCCUUAGCAGUGUCCAUCGAUCGUCACAGAAGUAGUAGCAGCAGCGGUCACAAUCGGGUGGCAGAUACCCACACCAGGGGAUCGUACUGAGGAUGCUUUUCCAACAAAGGUGGUGUUGAACUUCUCCCCACCGCAUGGGAGUAGCUGCCGAUUGAAAGCGACGAAUAUGCGACGUAUCGUGAUAAUCGUGAUCGUGAUAAACUGCGGUGAUGAAUCUGAUCGUCGACUUGCCAUUGCAUCAGUGUUUCUGAUGCAGAACGUUGGUACCACAGAAGAGAAAGCAUUCAUAUCUAAAGGAAUAUCGAAUAGGCGGAUAGUAACGUGUUACAUAGUCAUGUUACAAUAAGCUAAGACCUCCGCAAGGAACACCAUGCUCAUUGCUUACACACUGCGCACUAUGAGUUGAACUGAACAGAAUGUGUGCGUCCAUUGUUUUUAGUAACUGUAGGUUAAACGUAUUUGAAAUAUG